This is a messenger RNA of Perognathus longimembris pacificus (Pacific pocket mouse), 604 nucleotides long. RefSeq names its product dynein light chain Tctex-type 1-like. Gene Ontology annotation, biological process: microtubule-based movement. Gene Ontology annotation, molecular function: dynein intermediate chain binding. Gene Ontology annotation, cellular component: cytoplasm; cytoplasmic dynein complex. The record is from RefSeq and is a predicted model, not a curated record. The coding region runs from base 18 to 359 and encodes 113 amino acids. Lineage: Eukaryota; Metazoa; Chordata; Mammalia; Rodentia; Heteromyidae. The transcript has a single exon.
AACGUGCCGGGGUGAAGAUGGAAGAUUUCCAGGCUUCAGAGGAGACUUCUUUUGUGGUUGACGAAGUGAGCAACAUUGUCAAAGAGGCCAUUGAAAGUGCCAUUGGUGGUAAUGCCAACCAGCACAGCAGAGUCAAUCAGUGGACCACAAAUGUUGUAGAGCAAACCUUAAGCCAACUCACCAAGCCUGGGAAGCCAUUCAAAUACAUCGUGACCUGUGUAAUUAUGCAAAAGAAUGGCGCUGGAUUACACACAGCAAGUUCCUGCUUCUGGGACAACUCUACUGACGGGAGCUGCACCGAGCGAUGGGAGAACAAGACCAUGUACUCCAUGGUUGGGGCCUUUGGGCUGUCCAUCUGACCCCCUCGCCUAGCCUUGGGCCUCCUAUGUCAUGUUUCUACCCCAUCUUCUAACCACCAGGUGCGAUUCAGUGAACACCUUCCUCUUCUUUGCAUGUGUUCUGGCACUCUUCAAACAUGUAGAGAAAUAAACCAAAUGACUGUCCUGUUAUACACACUGCACCCUGUUAAGUCAGUCAGUAGUUCUCUGUAGUAGCCAGCAGCCUGUCUUGCUGCCAGCAGCCUGUAUUGCCACGUCUUAACUCU